UGUUUACGGGCGGGAAGAGCGAACUGACUGGAAGCUACAGUGUUUAAAAUCGGCAACACAUUUCCCCUGAAAUUCUCCUCUUCAUGCUGGUGGUUUUGCAGGGUUUAAUGGUGCAUUGCGAGGACUUAUAGGGGAGCUUUGCGGAAAAAACGACAGGAUUUACUUAUUCUUUUGGAUCAGAUGGAGGACCCUCCUGCAGAUUCAGCCGAGGGCCCCGUGGUGCAGGUGGCUGAGAUUCGCUGGCCGAUCACGGCUAUCCCUCUCAGGCUGCUGGAGUGGAAAGUCAAGCCUGGUUCUCUUGUAAAUGUGGACUCUGUGUUAGCAUUGUGCGCUCCUAUAGCCCAGGAUAAAGGGGCAGAAACAGCCAGGCUACCCGAGAAAAAGGUGAAAGCAGACCGUGCUGGAGUAGUGAAGGAGCUGUGCUGUCAACUGGGACAAGUGAUUCCUCCAGGGGGUGUCAUCAUCAGAAUAGAAGAAUGCAGCCAUCCCAUAGUAAUGAAGGGUCUAUGUGCCGAAUGUGGUCAGGACCUGACGCAGCUGCAGAGCACAAAUGGGAAGCAGCAAAUUCCCAUCUCCACAGCAACCGUCUCCAUGGUGCACAGUGUCCCUGAGCUGAUGGUCAGCUCGGAGCAAGCGGAGCAGCUUGGCAGAGAGGACCAGCAGAGGCUGCACAGGAACAGGAAGCUGGUCCUGAUGGUGGACCUGGACCAGACCCUGAUCCACACCACGGAGCAGCACUGCCAGCGCAUGUCCAACAAGGGCAUCUUCCACUUCCAGCUGGGCCGAGGCGAGCCGAUGCUCCACACCCGGCUGCGGCCUCACUGCAAGGCCUUCCUGGAGAAAAUCGCCAAGCUCUACGAGUUGCACGUCUUCACGUUCGGGAGCCGCCUCUAUGCACACACCAUCGCUGGUUUUCUGGAUCCUGAAAAGAAGCUUUUCUCUCAUCGGAUUCUUUCCAGAGACGAAUGCAUCGACCCGUUCUCCAAGACGGGGAAUCUAAGGAAUCUCUUCCCCUGUGGCGACUCCAUGGUCUCCAUCAUCGACGACCGAGAGGACGUGUGGAAGUUCGCCCCUAACCUCAUCACUGUGAAGAAGUACAUCUACUUCCAGGGCACGGGCGACAUCAACGCUCCCCCCGGGUCCAGGGAAGCUCAGAUGGCAAAGAAAGCAGGAGGCGCGUCAAGUCGACCGGCGGAGAGCACAGACGGUACGCCUGCCGCUGACGAACAGAACAACGGCCCCAGGAAAAAGCAGAAAGACCAAAGCGUUUCCACCAAGGACGAGUCCACAGCAUCUCAGGAAGUAGCCACAAACGAACGGACACAUCCCACAGGGGUUGUGGAGGACGAGUCAGGGAAAGGUAAAGGGUCGGAGACUGACGCAGACUCCGGGCCGGCGUCGAGGGAAACUCAGGUUAGCGACAGAACAAAUGUCACGGAAGAUGAUAGCAACAGGACAGUGGUUACAAAAGAGGUUCAGGAGGGUUCAAACUCAUCAGCGCCGACCCGUGAGUCCAAUAACUUGGACUUUGACCUUUCCAGUGACAGUGACAAUGACUCCAUUACCGACAAGCCUUCCACACCAGAGAGUUACAGUGAAGGGAAGGCGGAUACGAAAUCUGGGCAGGAAGAGGUCGAGCAGGACCAUGGGGAAGAGGCGAAUGAAGUGGAAAGCAAAAGUAAAAGUGAAGGUUCUGAAUCGGCAGAACCUUCAGGAGUUCUUCUCCCAGACCCCGAGCUGGGUAAUGGUUGCUCGGAUAAAAGAGAACCAGAAACCGAGUCCCAGAACAGUGAGCAAUCUGGGGUCACGAUGGGGGAAGAGCUGCUGGACCAGAGCAUGGAGGACGAGGAGGAAGAGGAGGACGAUGAAGAAGUGGACGUCGACCAGGACGAUCACUUGAUCUACCUGGAGGAGGUUCUGGAGAGGAUCCACGGCGAGUACUACGCACGGUACGAGGCCUUCCUGAAGAAGGAGGCGCCUGAGACGCCGGACAUGCGCAAGAUUGCCCCGGAGCUGAAAAGCAAAACACUGGAGGGCACGACGAUAGUGUUCAGCGGACUUUACCCGACGAACUACCCCAUGGAGAGGACCCGCGAGCACUACCACGCCAAAGCACUGGGGGCCAAGAUCGGCAAGAACCUGGUUAUGAACGCACAAGAUCCCAAUCGGACGACGCAUCUCAUCGCCGCGAGAGCCGGCACGGAGAAGGUCCGUCAGGCUCAGGGCUGCAAGCACCUCCACGUGGUGAACCCCGACUGGCUGUGGAGCUGCCUGGAGCGCUGGGACAGGGUGGAGGAGCAGCUGUACCCGCUGAAGGAGGACUAUACAAAGACGCCGAGGAGCAACAGUCCAGCAGCUUUCCCUGAUAUUCAGGGCUCCUUGCAGAAACAUAUUUUCCAGCCGGCUCCGAUCCACCUCCAACCUCAGCCUGCAGCCCCCGAAGUCCGGACGUACGACCCCGUCACCGGGAAGCUGAUCCGCAGGGGCCCUCAGGUGCCCAGGACCCAGUCCUACCUCCAGGGGUCAGGGCCCUUCUCUGACCACAGAGAGCAGUCAUGUCUCAGGGGAACUUCAUCGAGCCAGCAGGACGGCGCGGCGGGAUCCAGCCAAGACGACGAGCGGCCCGGCCCGUCUCGACGGAAACGGCAGCUGAGCAUGUCGGAAACGAUGCCGCUGUACACACUCUGCAAGGAGGACCUGGACAGCAUGGACCGAGAGGUGGACGACAUGUUGGACGAGGACAGCGACAACGAAAGUGAAAGCCAGGGGAAGGAAAAGACUGGUAAUGAGGAAGGGGAUGAUGAAGAGGAGCAGCAGCAGCAGCCAGGAACUGGAGAGAAAGCAGCAGCAGCAGCAGCAGCAGCAGCAGGAGGGGGAGGACAAAGUGGAGGAGGGCUCGGUACUCAGGAGAUGAGCGUGGAGAAGAAGAAGAUCCAGCCAGCAUCCAGUGAAGACAGUGUGCUAAGGGGCCACAAACGUAAGCACGAUGAAGCCAAGGAGGAGGAGGAGGUGGAGAAAAGAGAGGAGGAUGAAGCGGAGGGAUCUGCUGACGAGUCUUCGAAGGACUCCAACGAGGAAGAAGGAGGCAGCAGCUCGGAGGCGGACGAGAUGGCCGCUGCCCUGGAUGCAGAGCUCAAUGACUUUAUGUGACCAACCUCAGUCACAGGAAAAAGGACAAGAGAAAAACCAGCCCCUGAAAGUGGUAUCUUAAAGAUCCUAUUUUUCUGCUUUUGAAUCUGUGUGUACGUAGGAUGUAUGAGCCAUGAAUGUGAGCUGUAAUAAAAAUGAAUGUCCUGUACAGAAAUGAUGUGUGGCUGUGUAAAUAAAGGCUUAGAUUUGUUUUUUGUAGCAUUGAUAUACGGCCUCUUUCUGGCAUAAAACACUUUGAUGGUAACAUUUUAUUGUAAGAUAACAGAAGCGUAAGAGACGUUAAAAUUUGAUACUUUUUUUCUAUUUCAAUUUUUUAUAUUGGUGAGAAAAAGUUCAAUUCAAUUGUGAAUUUCGCUGGUCGUACAUGCCAAAGAGUUUGGGAUGGGUUUGCCACCGCGUGCAGCUAAAUGUUUUACUGUGGACUUCCAGUUUCUCUUGUUUUUUAGGGUCAGAAAUGCAACCAGCAGAUCUAGGCGUUCUGAAUGUGUUUUCCCUGAGUCAGUUCUUUGUCACCCAGGUGUUUGUACGUUUGAUAACAUUGGUAAUGUAAGGCUUGAAUCAAAUCCAACUUGACUCCCAGUUUAUGUUCAUUUCCAUGUGUUUGUGUACCUUUCCCUUUGUCAUUCCACCUCUACUAUAGCUGUUGUGCAGUUCAGAAGAACAGACUCUAAAUCUCUGAGGAGCUAGCAUGUUACGCCCUCAAAGACGUAUUUUGUCACUUGCCCUUAGUUGUGUCUAUUAGGCAAAAGAGUGGUGCAGGAAUGAGUCCUAAAGCUAAGAAAUGAGUCAGGAUUUUACCACUUUGGUUCCCUCGCCUUGAAAUCGUAUGUCUUUUUCAAAGUUUUUGGGAUUAGACGACUAAAAUAAGGCCCAACUUUAGCCGCCUUAAGCUUAGCGGUGGGGAGGUGAAGUCAUGUGACCGUGCUGUACUUCCUUUAUUGCGUAAUGUUAGCUUUUUACUUAAAGAAACACAAACUGGUGUUAAUAUGUGGAAAUGAUCCUAUCAAACUAAAUGUGUAAGUAUCCUUUUAUUUUUUGAAAUAUUCCAAAAUCGAAUGGAUGAAUCCUUUUGUUUUUUUUCAGGGAAUUGAUGUGAUGCUUACUUCCUGUUGGGACUACAAAAUGACAUCAUCCCUGCACCACCACCACCAGUUUGUUUUGAGGUAUUUCAGUUGUCUGUAGGAAGGAAGAUACCAUCAGUUACAGGUGUUCAGAGAAUAGCAUCACAUGGUUAAAGCCGGUCUGUACGGUAACAUAUAACCACUUCACUAACGGCACGCAUUUCAGGUUCUCACUCUCUUUACUCUCACUUCCAUUUUUAACCUCCAUGUACCAAGGUUGCUUCGAUUCAGAGUUAAUGUUCUAUGUAGAGUCACAUCUACGGCACUGAGUCUUGUUUUUGUCUCUUUGAUAAGUACUCUCUGAAGGCAGGAGAUCAAAUAUCUGCCCCAAAAAAUGGUUCACCUUGAAAUCAAUGUUUUCCUCCUUUCCUUUCCAUCCUGUUUGGUUUUGGUUGUGUUUUCUGUGUGUUUACAUCAUUAGUUUCAAUCAAAACCUGUAAAGUAUUUCUUAUACUUGACCCUGAGAGAAAAGAUGCUUUCGUCAAAUAAAAAGAUGUUUCUAAGACGAUGAA
Molecule: messenger RNA, 4783 nt
Organism: Eleginops maclovinus (Patagonian blennie)
Lineage: Eukaryota; Metazoa; Chordata; Actinopteri; Perciformes; Eleginopidae
Gene: ctdp1
Product: CTD (carboxy-terminal domain, RNA polymerase II, polypeptide A) phosphatase, subunit 1
Exons: 13
Coding region: 181-3150 (989 amino acids)
Cellular component (GO): nucleus
Molecular function (GO): RNA polymerase II CTD heptapeptide repeat phosphatase activity
Source: RefSeq, a predicted model, not a curated record